AUGUACAAGCACAUGGGCAUAUUACCCUACCCGCACGAGAUUGCGCCUUUCAAGAUCGAGCAAUCCCAUGGAAUGCUCAGCGGAAUUGUCGGCAAUUACUACCGCGCAGCGAUCCCCGUGACACAUGGGGACAUCCACAUGCCAGACCAUCACGACAUCGGCUUCCUGGGCAAGGAGGCCAACAGCCUCUCAGUGAGUUUGCGGAACUACAAGCUUACGCAGAUUCACGAGGAACACCCCGGGGACCGCCACAGCGCGUCCUCUCUGGUCGUGAAUGAGUUCCAUCAUUUUGUGAAGCGGCUCGCCACCUUGAUGAACCCCACCGACGAAACACUGAACGAAAUCUCGCAACGCGUGGGGCUCAUCGAAACCUUCAUCACGCGCUGCCACAUCUCGAUGCACAAGUACCGACCAUUCCUUUCCAUCAUGGUGAAGGUGAAGGAGCAGCUUCAGCAGAUCCUGAACAUCUGGCCCGCGUUUAAGACGCAGCAAAAGCUCCAGGAGCAGAUCCGGGCUGUGAAGCUGCACGUGGACGCAGCGCUCCUGCGGCUGCUGGGCUACUGCUUCUACGUCCUGAAGUGCGAGCCCGGGGAGUUCGACUUCGAUCCACAGGACUGGCACCCGGCCAUCCAGGAGACCGAGAGCGUCCACUUCAAGAUCAUGCACUGGCUGAUGCUGCAGGAAAAUGUGUACGACGCCUGCACAAACCACAGCGUGGACCGGAACGUCUGGAUGAAACAGCUUAUGGCCACCGGCUAUGAGGGGGACAUCCUCCACCAGAUGAACGAGGCCUGGACGGACCCAAAUGCCAUGAGCGAGCCGGUCCUGCAGCUUGGGGACAUGCGCGGGGACGAGUCCGGCCUGCCCUCCAACGUCUUCGCCGAAGAGACCGACAUGAGCCCCGACCAGCGCCGCUCCGCCAUCCAGCUUUGGCUGACGCUGGUCCGCGAGGCAGUGGGCUUUGCAAUGGGCGCCAAGAUGAUGGACCAUGCCUACACGCUCAGUUGCCUCGGUGGCGAGCUGCUCAUUGCAAAGAAGACAUCCAAGGAUCUGGCCUUGUCUACCUUGAAGUUUGUGCGGAACCGGCUGGCAGAGGUGACCCAGACGAUGAUGUCGCUGGACCGAAUCAUGCUCCCCGUCUUGGCCAAAGGGAAGAUGAAGAACUCGGAGAACUACCUCUGGAACAAUCGCGCCUUUGUGAACUGGUCCCGGAACUACGAGUACGCUAAGACCCACUGCGCGCCGGGUAUCAUAACCCACGCGCACGAGGCACGACAGACCAUUGUCGAACUCGAGUCUGAGAUUGCGGACCUGGAUGUGGCGCAAGUAGAGAAGAAGAUCGGUGACGUGGGCAAGUCGCUGAUCUCGCUGUGCAAGAACUCCUGCCAACUCUUCAACGAGCCCCAUUCGCUGACGGGGGUGGACGAGUUGCCCCCCAUGCCAGAGCUGGAAGACGCCACUCCCACGGAGGGCAAAAAGGAGCUUCAGAUAAAGACGGCCAGCCCUUCUGGUGCUUCUGUUCGACCUUGCCUGGCGGCUUUGCAGAACCAACUGGACCGCGAGGAAACAUGCCUUCAGAGCUCAGGCUCUUUGUGCAGCGUGGGCUAUUUGUCUUCACGAAGCUGGAUCCCUGCAGCUGUGGCUCAGCUCUCGCCAACCUCUGGGCACGAGCUUGCCAAGUUCAUCAUCCGCGUGACUCUCGAGGGCCCAGAUCCGUAUGCGCCCCGGGCUCCAGCGACUCCGAUGCCCUUCAAUUCGAUGGACUCAAUCGAGCCCUUUGAGGACACGACCGACACAAAAGUCGUUGAGUUCUGGAGGCGAGUACGCUUUGAGGACAUUGCCGAGGUGGUGCAGUUUAUUUCGCCUGAGCCAAUUCUCAGCGUGGCUGCUGGUGGCCUCGGGUCAGUUUUGGGCAUCGAGCACUUUGGCGACGUGCUCCGGAACCUCACGGAGAAUGACGAGAAGGCCCAGCGAGCCUCCCUGAACGGUCUGCUGGCACUGCCGCGGCGAGAGCGCUUGAAAGGGGUGCGGAGGUGCCUGGGAGAGCUGGAGGAGGACCUGCUGCAACGCAUCCCACCCGGCCAUGCUCAGACGCUGACUCGGGAGCUGGCACUGGCGCUGGACCCGGCCGCGAAGACGCAGCGCCUCAGCGCCGGCUCCGUGGGUUUCCCCGUCAGCCCUUCCGCCAAGGAGCCCAAGAGGAAAACUCCCACCUCGGGCCUGGUGACUUUGGUGCGCCUGGAUCUGGACCUUCAGGUCUCCGGGCGUUGCUGUGUCAACGCUCGGCUGAACUGGGCGGCGCAACUCACGGUCCUGACGCUGCCCUCCUUAAAGGAGUUGGUGGCCCGGGUCUGUGCCAAGUCGCAAGAUGUUUUGAAAGGAAAGUCGGACAGAGAGUCCCAAGAGUACCAACAGCGCCUGCAGGAGGAGCUGUUUGCUUUCAUUUCCUCUGGUACAGAUUUGAUGAGGAAGCGUUUCAGCCCGUCGCAUUAUCCGGAGGUCCAGCAGUGGCUCCGAGAGGGAUACACUGUUCGGAGCGUGCAGGCCACGCCGGUACAAGGGGAGGAGUGCACCGUAAGCUGA
This is a messenger RNA of Symbiodinium sp. CCMP2592, 2583 nucleotides long. Lineage: Eukaryota; Dinophyceae; Suessiales; Symbiodiniaceae. The record is from the annotation of a GenBank genome assembly.